Marasmius oreades (fairy-ring Marasmius) is the source of this 1817-nucleotide messenger RNA. RefSeq lists its product as uncharacterized. Bases 56 to 1675 code for a protein of 539 amino acids. Lineage: Eukaryota; Fungi; Basidiomycota; Agaricomycetes; Agaricales; Marasmiaceae. The record is from RefSeq and is a predicted model, not a curated record. The transcript has 5 exons. Gene Ontology annotation, molecular function: FAD binding; oxidoreductase activity.
UUCACUCCGACAGGUACAUUUCACGGGUACUUAAGGGUACCUCCGGUUAAGAGAUAUGGUGUGCCAGGUUCCUCCUCCCUCCGCUAUGGUGUCUUACAGCCUUCUGUUUUUACUGGCAUCUUCAGUCUCCCUGGGGGUAUUAUGUCAAGAGCCUGAAACUCAGGCAAUCGAUUCAAAAUCAGGGAAAGCCUGCUGCAAAGCUCUCCGCAAUGAGCUACCACCCUCAGUGGGAGUCUUCGCACGUGGUACUCCCGAAUACAAUGCUCGACACCAGACGUAUUACUCCCUCCAACAACAGGAACUGUUCCCAACAUGCACAGUCAAGCCGAACUCUGCCUCGGACGUUUCUCGUGUACUGCAGAUUGCGAAGGCUCAUAAAUGCCCAUUCGCUGUUGCGUCUGGUGGACAUAUGUCAUGGAAAGGGUCCUCGAACAUCGACGGAGGAGUCGUUAUUGAUCUGAGGGCAUUGAACCAGAUUGAUAUCUCUGCAAAGGACCAGACAGUCAAGUUGGGACCCGGAUCACCGUGGAUAAAUGUUUACGCUGCCCUGGCCCCAUUCAAUAUAUCAACCACUGGAGCUCGAAACAACUUCGUUGGCGUCGGUGGCUUCCUUGCCGGAGGUGGUAUAACUUUCGAGUCUGUUAACAAAGGUUUCGGUGCGAACAGCGUGUUCAAUUACGAGGUUGUCCUCGCGAAUGGAUCCAUAGUCAGUGUGAAUAAAGACACGAACGCGGAUCUAUUCUGGGCAUUGAAGCUCGCCGGAUCAAAUUUCGGUGUCAUCACUCAGUAUGAGAUGACCACAUUCCCACAACCCGUGAUAUGGGGAGCUGUCAGCGCGUACCCUAUCACCAAUCAAAGCACUUCAGACCUUCUUGGAGCUUUCGAGACGUACGGACACGAUGACACAAACACCGACUACUUCCAAUCCGUCGCUUACGCUUCAGCAGGCGGCGUAGACGUAUUUUCAGUCGUUCAGGGCACUCUCGAUGGGGUCCCUCAAGGUCCCCUCACAUCCGUAGAGCCUAUUUCUCAUUCAGAGUUAGUGGGCAGCACUCAUGAUGUUAUAAACCAAGUUAUCCAAGGCGCACUCGCACCCACGGCCCGGGCUCAUUGGUAUACCUUCACGACGAAGAUUGAUAAACAGUUUUUCCAGGAUAUGCGUACAAGGGCGGACAACAUCUUUGCGCCAUUGAACAACCGGGAUGGCCUUACUGUGGUUGUUGGUUUCCAGGCCCUCCAAAAGAGUUUCAUCGCAAAAUCAGCUGGUUCCCCGGUCUUCAAUGCUUUGAGCCAGGCAAACGAUGAUCUUGUCUUUGUUCUUCUCCUUGUCACUUGGGAUGACCCUGCAGAUGAACUUGUCAUGAGAAAUGCCACCAAUGCCCUUGGUGCUUGGGGUGAGGCUGAAGCUCAGAGACGUGGUCUACUAAGCCAGUUCGUUUAUUUGAACUAUGCAAAUGAGGAGCAGCGUAUAUACGAACGUGCGGUUACGAAGGAGGACUUGGAUAGGUUAAGGAGUGUGCAAAAGUCGUAUGAUCCGUCAGGGACCUUUACGAAAUUAUGGAGGGGUGGCUAUAAGAUACCGCCGGUGGGUUAUCACGGGGCUGAAACCAGUACUGGAGUACAGGAAGAACGCAAUGGCUCAACCGCCCGGGACGCACAGAGCGACGAGUUAUAGGUGCCGCCACCUCAAAAUCUUGACUUUUUUCAUUCAUUAUCUUGGAUUAUAAUGACGGAAGCCUCUAGAAGAACAUGUGUUUAUAACAUCAAAAUAUAACUUUUUACGACCUUACUUAUUGAUCGCGGAGGUUUCUUCACGG